Messenger RNA from Drosophila eugracilis, 2870 nucleotides. It is a transcript of the gene Toll-9, whose product is annotated as toll-like receptor 6. NCBI's taxonomy places the organism in Eukaryota, Metazoa, Arthropoda, Insecta, Diptera, Drosophilidae. Gene Ontology annotation, biological process: inflammatory response; toll-like receptor signaling pathway; immune response. The record is from RefSeq and is a predicted model, not a curated record. Gene Ontology annotation, cellular component: membrane. Gene Ontology annotation, molecular function: transmembrane signaling receptor activity; protein binding. The transcript is spliced from 6 exons. The coding region runs from base 78 to 2786 and encodes 902 amino acids.
ACUGUGCAAUCAAACAAGAGUCAAGUGAUAUUUAUUAGACCAUUUCGUACGCAAUAUAAGUGCGUAAUUAAGUGAAAAUGACACCCAAAUAUCUAUGGGAUGUUAUAAUAGUGUCCCUUUUGCUGGGAAAUGUGAAUGUGAUAUCUUCUGAGGUAUCGACUCCUGAUGGAAUAACCACAGAUCUAGACUCAACAUUAACAUCAAGUGAGGACAGUGAUGAAGAUAAUAAAGAGACAACUGAUCUUAAAUCCCUCUUGCUGAAGUACGAAUCGGAUGACGGCAAUAUUUGCCUUUUGGAUAUGAUUAAAGAGGAUGUAAUAUGGUGGAUAUAUUCUAACGGAACCCUAAAGGAAGGAACUAAAAAAUUCGCAUACAAAAUGUAUUUGGAUCUAUCGCAUGGUAACCUGAAGGAAGACUCCGACUUGUUGCAUGCUACCAGAUCAGCGAGAAAGUUCAUCGGAUGGAGAAUAGAGAUCUUCUCGGCCGCCUUUAAUUCGUUGAGAGCUGCACCGUUCAAAACCCUACACACCAUGAAGGAAUCCUUAAAGUUUUUAUCGCUGCGGGGAAACAAUUUCGCUGAUUUGCUCCCAGAUGCUGAAGCCUUUGGUCGAUUCUUAAAUGAAACCCGCUUGGACUCAAGCAACACUUCACAACACAAAUGCGAUAAUAAUGCCACCGAUCUGUACGAUCGGGAGUGUUAUUUAUACUUUCAAAACAACACAAACACGGAACACUCAAUCACGACCGGUAUAGACUAUGAGCACUAUAUUAAUUUAUUAAGAGGUCGUUUUCAUCAUCACGGAAAGACAUCCCAAUCCAUAGCUUGGGCGAGUUUCCCUAAACUCCCUCGACUUGUGGAGCUGGACAUUAGCAACUGCAGCAUAGAGUAUGUGAGCAAAGAUGCCUUCAAGAACAUCAGUAACCUGAAGCGGCUCUUCAUGUCGGAAAACAAGAUAAUGGCCCUAAACCAUGACACAUUUUUCUACAUUCAGAAAUUGCAAUAUUUGGAUCUUUCCUUCACCAACUUCCUGACCUACAGUUAUCAAUUGCAGUUGCCUACUCUUGAAAUGGCCCUCAGCCUGAUCUAUGGCCUAAAAAUCCAACAGAAUGUAUUCAAGCUAUUGCCAGAAUUAAUCUACUUGGACCUGUCCCACUCAAAGAUGACCCGGAAUAGUGCUGUGGCCUUUGCCCAUCUAGGGGAUAAGUUGAGGUUCCUAAGUCUGUGCUAUACGGCUAUCCCCAUGGUGAGCAGCGCUAUCUUCAAGAAUACGGUUUUGGAGGGUCUGGACUUGUCGGGAAACCCCUAUUUAUCCUAUAACAUUAUCGAUGACGCCUUUGAUGGAAUUGCUGACACCCUAAAGUAUUUGUACUUUGAGCGUUCGAACCUGAAAGAUUUGGAGUGGUCCAAGUCGUUGAAGAAGCUCCAAGUGCUGGGUCUUUCGGGUAAUAAUAUAAAUUCCCUGACCCCGGUGAUGUUCCACAACCUGGAGUCGCUGGAAAUCCUAGAUCUCAGCUCGAACCAUGUGGGCAAUUGGUAUCGCAGUGCCUUCCACAAUAACUCCGCGUUGAGGGUAUUAAAUCUGAGGAGUAACACCAUCAAUAUGCUGUCCAACGAGAUGCUAAAGGAUUUUGAGGGUUUAGAAUACCUAAGUCUGGGAGAUAAUGCUUUUAUAUGCGACUGUCAUUUGAGAGCGGUCGUGGAGGUAGCUGCUGCGAAUAACAAGGAAGCGGACUGCUCCUACAACAUCCUAAACUAUAGCCAGGGAUCGGUGGAAAGCGAUCUAAUAACGGCAGCAGAGUUACUGAAUAUAGAUCGAAAUAUUUGGCAGAGUCGCUAUUUUCCCAAGUUGAAGAAGAGUUACUCUAACGUAAAGGAAUUUAAUCGUGUUAAUCAUAUAUUCAGAUUCCGUUUCUCUAUCGAGGAUUAUAAGGUUACCAAGUGCUCUACAUCUGCUUCAUAUCAUUUGGAUGAAUUCGGAGAAGAUCUCACUCUGAAAUUUCAGCUGCUGGACUACGAGGCCAGUCAGUAUUAUUGCUUUAAUAACACCGAUCAACUCCAGGUCGAUGAGCUCAACUGUCAGGUUCGAACGCUAAGUGAUCUUACGGAGGAGUUGCACCGGGUUACGAAUACUGUGAUCGCUGUGGUUGGCAGUAUUGUUGGUGUUUGCAUACUGGGAUUCAUUAUUUACCUGAGGCGAUGGCAUAUCCACUACUAUUAUUCCUCCUUGAAGUCAGCUGCAUUGUUGUCCAGUGCCUCGAAAGAGUCGGCGGAUAACUUCACUCGUAUAUCCCAAAGGGAUCCCAGCGCCGUAUAUGACAUCUUCAUUAGCUACUGCCAAAACGAUCGCCCUUGGGUGCUCAAUGAACUCUUGCCAAAUGUAGAGGAAACUGGGGAUGUAUCCAUUUGUCUUCACGAGCGAGACUUUCAGAUCGGAGUAACAAUCCUGGACAACAUUAUCUCCUGUAUGGAUCGUUCUUACUCCCUAAUGCUCAUCAUAUCCUCAAAAUUCUUGCUAAGCCACUGGUGUCAAUUUGAAAUGUAUUUGGCACAGCAUCGAAUCUUUGAGGUGAGCAAGGAACACUUGAUCCUGGUUUUCCUAGAAGACAUUCCACGUCGAAAACGUCCAAAAACUUUACAAUACCUAAUGGAUGUGAAAACAUAUAUUAAAUGGCCAACUGGCAAGGGAGAUGCAAGUCCCAAAUUUGAGGAGCGAAAGCUUUUUUGGAAACGGUUAAGAAGAUCACUAGAGGUCAUAGGAAUUAGUUCUAGAGAGGUUUAUGUUUAAGAAUUACCUAGCGUACCUUAUUUUGGUACAAAGAGUUCUAGUCAGAUUAAAAAGUACCUGAAAAUAAAUAAAAAUAAAACUUUA